Molecule: messenger RNA, 2336 nt
Organism: Cucurbita moschata (crookneck pumpkin)
Lineage: Eukaryota; Viridiplantae; Streptophyta; Magnoliopsida; Cucurbitales; Cucurbitaceae
Product: probable inactive purple acid phosphatase 1
Exons: 13
Coding region: 108-2108 (666 amino acids)
Molecular function (GO): acid phosphatase activity; metal ion binding
Source: RefSeq, a predicted model, not a curated record
ACUCUCCGGCGACCAGAAGUCUCGCAAUUAUAGUGUAAGAACAGGAGAUAACCGGAAUCUUCUUGCAAGAUUCCUCACACCUUUCGAUUAUUUAAAGCUCUUCACUAAUGGCUGUUUCUCAUCAUCCGCUACAACUGAAUUCGAAUUUGAAGGAGCCGCUCUGUCGUCGACAAUGGACAGUUUCUAGCACCUCCAAAGUUUUGUCAAAAUUCGAACUCCGAUCCUUUUCAGCUUCGUUCUUCUGCAGUUCAGUUCAGAUAUCGGUUGUGAUGAGACGCUUGGAAUUUCUCUGCCUGGGAAUAUUAUGGAUUCUAGCGGCACUGCAACAAGUCAAAUCACAUGGAAGCCAUCCUUUCUCGAAAAUUGCCAUUCAUAAAUCUACAUUCGCUCUUAAUGAAAAUGCUGGUGUUAAAGCCUCUCCAUCUGUUCUUGGAUUGAAGGGCGAGAAUACAGAAUGGGUUACAUUGAAGUAUAGUUCUCCAAACCCGUCCUCUGAUGAUUGGAUUGGAGUAUUUUCUCCAGCCAAUUUCAGUUCUUCUUCCUGCCCUAUGGAUAAUCCAAGAGUGUAUCCACCAUUAUUGUGUUCUGCACCUAUCAAGUUUCUGUAUGCCAAUUACACAAAUCCCAAGUACAAAACUACUGGACGAGGGCUUUUGAAACUUCAGCUGAUAAACCAGAGAUCCGACUUCUCGUUCGCAUUAUUUUCUGGUGGUUUAGCAAAACCGAAGGUGGUGGCAAUAUCAAACCGAGUAACUUUUGCAAAUCCUGAUGCACCACUUUACCCACGCUUGGCACAAGGAAAAGAUUGGAAUGAAAUGACUGUAACAUGGACAAGUGGAUACGGAAUUGAUGAGGCUGAACCUUUGGUUGAGUGGAGCCAAAAUGGAAAAGACCUUAUGCGAUCCCCAGCGGGCACACUGACUUUUGAUCGUAACAGCAUGUGUGGUGCACCUGCAAGGACAGUGGGAUGGCGGGACCCUGGAUUUAUACACACCAGUUUUCUCAAGGAAUUGUGGCCCAAUAAUGAGUAUACAUACAAAUUGGGACAUAGAUUAACCAAUGGCUCAUAUAUUUGGAGCUCGACAUAUAAGUUCAGAGCCCCGCCUUAUCCUGGUCAAAAUUCGUUACAAAGAGUUGUUAUUUUUGGUGACAUGGGAAAGGAUGAAGCUGAUGGCUCUAAUGAAUUCAACGAUUUCCAGCAUGGCUCUCUCAAUACUACUAGAACGCUUAUACAAGAUUUGAAAAAUAUUGAUAUCGUUUUCCACAUUGGAGAUAUAUGUUAUGCGAAUGGAUAUCUUUCUCAGUGGGAUCAGUUCACUGCACAAAUUGGGCCAAUUGCAUCAACAGUGCCUUACAUGAUUGCUAGUGGUAACCAUGAGCGUGACUGGCCAGGGAGUGGAUCCUUCUAUGACACCAUGGAUUCAGGGGGAGAAUGUGGUGUAGUGGCUCAAAAUAUGUUCUAUGUCCCUGCUGAGAAUCGGGAAAAGUUUUGGUAUGUCUCAGACUAUGGUAUGUUUCGCUUCUGCGUUGCCAACACAGAGCUUGACUGGAGAGAGGGAACAGAACAAUAUAAGUUCAUAGAGCACUGUCUAGCAUCUGUUGAUAGGCAAAAGCAGCCAUGGCUAAUUUUUCUGGCACAUCGUGUGUUGGGUUACUCUUCUUGCACAUUUUAUGCUGAGCAAGGGUCAUCUUCAGAACCAAUGGGCCGUGAGAGCCUUCAAAGUCUCUGGCAGAAAUAUAAGGUUGAUCUCGCUAUAUAUGGCCAUGUGCAUAGUUACGAGAGAACAUGUCCCAUCUACCAGAAUAUUUGUACCAACGAUGAGAAACACUACUAUAAGGGCGCCUUGAAUGGAACAAUUCAUGUCGUUGCUGGUGGUGGAGGUGCAAGCCUUUCACCAUUUAUCACACUCCAAACAAAAUGGAGUAUUUACAGAGAUUAUGAUUAUGGAUUUGUCAAGCUUACUGCAUUUGACCAUUCAAACCUUUUGUUUGAGUACAAGAAGAGUAGUGAUGGAAGGGUUUAUGAUUCUUUCAGACUAUCAAGGGAUUAUAGGGACAUUUUAGCCUGUGCAGUUGAUAGUUGCCCCAGCACGACACUGGCUUCGUAACACGGUGUUCGACCAUGCAACGAAUGGUACAAGUUCUCUCUGCUUAUUGUUUGGUGCAUUAGGCUGUAUCGUCAUCUACAUAUUACCAAUAUUAAGCCUUUUUAGCAGGUUUCGUCUAGCCGAACGAACCGAUGCUUUCAUGUAUGCAUAAAAUCAUAUGCAAGACACACAGCAACUAUUUAUUAUCGGAUGAAAUGUCAUUUUUCUGUCUUUGUUUCUGCCAUGAAA